Molecule: messenger RNA, 765 nt
Organism: Ostreobium quekettii
Lineage: Eukaryota; Viridiplantae; Chlorophyta; Ulvophyceae; Bryopsidales; Ostreobiaceae
Source: the annotation of a GenBank genome assembly
AUGACGCACACCCUGCAGUCCUUCGAGACGGGCCACACGGACAUGGUGCAUGACAUCCAGCUGGACUACUCCGGGCGCAGGCUGGCGACCUGCUCCUCGGAUCGGACCAUCAAGAUCUUCGACGUGUCGGGCGACCAGCAGAUGCUCGUGGGCGACCUGCAGGGCCACAGCGGGCCCGUGUGGCAGGUGGCCUGGGCGCACGCAAAGUACGGCAGUGUGCUGGCAUCUUGCUCCUUCGACAACACUGUGAUCGUGUGGCAGGAGUUAGAAGAUGGCAGGUGGACUAAGGUGUACCAGACACCGCCCAGCCUGCACACUGCGUCAGUCAACAGCAUAUGCUGGGCACCCUAUGAGCUGGGACUCAUACUUGCUUGUGCAUCCUCUGACGGGACAGUGUCUGUUAUGGAGGGCCACCCUGAUGGGACCUGGGACACAAGGAAGAUAUAUGCAUACAUCAACGAUGUGUGGGCCCUGGAGCACAAACUUAUUGAGCACUCAGACUGGGUGCUGGAUGUUGCGUGGGCCCCAAACAUGGGCCUGCCCAAGAACACGAUCGCAAGCGCUGGUCAGGAUGGGAAGGUGCUUGUGUGGAAGGAGAGGGACAAGGCUGGUUGGGACAAGGUCCUUGUCAAAGACUUCCAGGCGCCGGUGUGGCGUUUGAGCUGGUCCAUAACCGGCAACAUUCUGGCCGUGUCGGACGCCAGCAACAACGUCUCACUCUGGAAGGAAUCUCCCACCGGAAAGUGGCAACAAGUCACCCAGUGA